Molecule: messenger RNA, 1377 nt
Organism: Anoplophora glabripennis (Asian longhorned beetle)
Lineage: Eukaryota; Metazoa; Arthropoda; Insecta; Coleoptera; Cerambycidae
Product: endoplasmic reticulum-Golgi intermediate compartment protein 2
Exons: 6
Coding region: 173-1318 (381 amino acids)
Biological process (GO): retrograde vesicle-mediated transport, Golgi to endoplasmic reticulum; endoplasmic reticulum to Golgi vesicle-mediated transport
Cellular component (GO): COPII-coated ER to Golgi transport vesicle; membrane; endoplasmic reticulum
Source: RefSeq, a predicted model, not a curated record
CAGACGUUAAGUCAAUGUCUGGUAGACGUAAACAACAAAAUGACAACAAAUAUAGUUUUAUUAUAGUUUGUAGUAGAUAUGAAAGAAUAAAUAGUCUCCAAGUUUUAAAAAUCUUAAUAGUGUAAAAUAAAGUGUUUAUUUUAAUAUUCAAUAUAACCAAAUCACAACCAAAAUGGAAACUGAGAAAGUGACAAUGUUGAGAUAUAGAGGUUCGAAAUUAAGUAAAGUUAAGAAACUAGACAUUUUUCCGAAAGUUGACGAAACUUUUAAAGAAACUUCUUCAGUUGGUGGUACAUUUUCAAUAAUAAGUUUUUUGAUAAUAAUUGUUUUGGUAUAUUCAGAAGUUAACUACUACUUGAAUAGCAAAUUCAUGUUUAAAUUCUCACCUGAUAUACAUUUUGAUGAAAAACUCAAAAUAAACGUUGACAUCACUAUCGCUAUGCCUUGUCACAAUGUAGGUGCAGAUAUAUUGGAUUCCACAAACCAAAAUGCCUUCAAAUUUGGAAGUUUAGAGGAGGAAGACACUUGGUUUGAGUUAGCUCAUAACCAACAGAUCCAUUUUGACAACAAAAGACAUUUCAAUUCGUAUCUUAGGGAAGAAUAUCAUGCAGUAAAAGAUCUGUUAUGGCGCAGCAGUUUUUCCACCCACUUUGGCGAACUGCCGCCCAGAAAUCACAAUCCAGAUAGGCCGUAUGAUGCCUGUAGGAUAUUCGGAUCGCUUAUACUGAAUAAAGUAGCCGGUAAUUUCCACAUCACCGCAGGAAAGAGUUUAAAUUUGCCUAGAGGUCAUGUCCAUAUAAGUGCUUUCAUGACCGAAAGGGACUAUAAUUUUACUCACCGGAUAAACAAAUUUAGUUUUGGAGAUCCGAGCCCCGGUAUUGUACAUCCCUUGGAAGGAGAUGAAGUUAUCAGUCGUGAUGGUAUGACUUUGUUUAACUAUUUUAUUGAAGUUGUCCCCACGAAUAUAAAUACCUUUCUCACCGCCGUUAACACUUAUCAGUAUAGUGUAAAAGCACUCAGUCGGCCAAUAAAUCAUGACAAGGGCAGUCAUGGGAUGCCAGGCCUGUUUUUUAAGUACGAUGUGUCUGCUCUUCGAGUCACUGUUAGGCAGGAAAGGGACCAUCUUGGCGUGUUCCUUGCUAGGCUGUGUUCUAUUAUAGGGGGAAUUUACGUUUGUUCAGGUAUAUUAAAUAGUAUGGUGCAAUUUAUCCUAGAUCUGAUUAUGUGCAAUUGGGGAAAUAAGGCUUUGGAAAAAGGGAAUGUUCACUUAGCAAGUGAAAAACCUCCAUUAAAUAAUGUACCUGUACCGGUGUCGUAGUGAUUACUAUUCACCGCUGCGCCACUAUAAAACAUCACAAUAAAAUAAUUUUAUCUUUU